Polistes canadensis is the source of this 2232-nucleotide messenger RNA. It is a transcript of the gene exu, whose product is annotated as maternal protein exuperantia. The transcript has 6 exons. The coding region runs from base 137 to 1447 and encodes 436 amino acids. Gene Ontology annotation, molecular function: RNA binding; protein homodimerization activity. NCBI's taxonomy places the organism in Eukaryota, Metazoa, Arthropoda, Insecta, Hymenoptera, Vespidae. Gene Ontology annotation, biological process: bicoid mRNA localization. The record is from RefSeq and is a predicted model, not a curated record.
UGAUAAGUGACAGUAGACAUUAUCCGAGCCAUUAUACCUGUAUCUUGGAAAGAAAAAUUAAGCAAUAUACAUAAGUAUAAUUGAGACGCCAGAAGAAACAGAGAAAUCAAACGUUCUGUCAUUAAAAUUAGAAAAUAUGGUGGUUUCAACUAUAAAAGAAAAUGGAACAACAAAUGAAACAAUAAAUGAAACAACAAAUGGAACAACAAAUGGAACAAUAAAUGGAACAAUAAAUGGAUCGACAAAUGGAUCCGCAAAUGGAGAAUGUCCUUCCUCUCCGAUGGGUAUUGGACCUGGAAAUUAUCAUUUAAUUGGUUGGGAUAUGGAUACUACUGGGAAAAAGUUGACCGAUGAAAUUUGUCAAAUUGCUGGAUACACGCCUAAUUCUAAUUAUUCCCAAUAUGUAAUGCCUUACAAGGAUCUCAAUCCACCUGCUAUCAAGCGACAUAAUAUGAGAGUUGUAACUGUUGGGAAAUAUCGUAUGCUUAAAAAUAGUAAAACUAACAAGGUGUUGAAAACUAAGAGCGAAGUAUCUGCGUUAACAGAUUUUUUGACAUGGUUAGAAUCCAUCAAAGGAGACUCAGAAGAUGGAAUUAUAUUACUUUAUCAUGAACCACGUAAAGUCAUCCCUGCUAUGCUGCUUGAAUCUUUACAAAGGUAUAAUCUUGUGGAAAGAUUUAAACAAACAGUUAAAGGCUUUGCCAAUGGUUUUAAUAUUGCUGAAGCCAAAUUAGCAAACUCUGUACGUAUUUUUUCUCUACGUACCCUUUCACGUACAUUACUUAAAAAGACAGAAGAAUUAGACAAUGCAAAGGAUAGAGCAUAUCUAGCCUUACAAGUUUUACAACAUAUAAGUCAGCAAGAUAAUGCAAAAGUAGAUGAAUCAACUGGAAGCGGGGACAGUAGUAAUACAUCUAUGAAAAAUACGAUAGAAUUUAUUCUACCAUUUGUUCAACCCAUCCAAGUUGAAGAAGAAGAACGUGCAAAAUUGAAAGUAGUAUUUGAGCGACAAAAUAGUCUGAGACCAAUUUUUGGUCCAUUAUUCAAAGCAAGUCGCAAAGAACGCCAACACGCAAGUCCUUUACGUCGACUAUUAGCAGAAGCAGGUAUAGAAUAUAUGCAGUUACAGGAAGCUUGGUCUGAUGCUCAGAAGGAUGGUCUAGAAAAAUUAAUUAAAGAAAAGCUGAUAGCAGCAGAAGACAAAAAAGUAGAUGAUUUGAUAAAAGUUUUGGAAAGUUAUUUUGAUCCAGAGAAAAAUCCAAAGACUAAGACAAGGCAUGAAAAGAAAGAUAUUAAGUCAGAAUCUUCAAAGAUCGUAGAUGAUAGAGUAAAUAAUAAUAUGUUGGACUCAAAUAAUGAAAAUUCUGAUACUAAAUCUAAUUCUCCUAUUAAUGUAAAAUUAGAAAUAUCAGAAAAUGAUAAAGUCUUACAGUUAGUAGAAGGCUAAUUAGCUUGACAUGUUGAAAUAUUCCGGUUAAUUGAAUCUAUCACUUUGAAAAUAGUUUUAGUCAAAUCAUUUAAUGAUUGACUAUAACUAUUCGAAGUCUUAGAUUCAAAAAUAUGAUAGAUCCAUUACUGUUAAUGUUCAAAACAUAUGCCUUAUGAAAAAUGAAAGUUACAAUUUCAUAUUGUUAUUAUCAUAAUUUUUUUUAUUUGUUGUGAUGAAAAAAAAGUUAUGUCCCUGAGGGAUAUAUAUCGUUUCAGUCGACUAACAUACGUACGUGAUCAACAUAUUAAUUAUUUUUAGUUUAUUUUGCCAUAAUUAUUAUUACCUUAACUUCGUUGAAGUUUAUCGCUAAAUUUUAUAUAAUUUUUUUUACUUAAUCAUAAGAUUGAUUAAAAUUCUAAUAAGAAUGAAAUCGUUCAGAGACUGAUCAACGUGUUAAAAUGAACGACAUUCGAACGAUAACGAAUUGUUAAACAAAUUAGUAUAGAACGACAUUUUUGUUUUGUUUUCCAAUUUUUUUUCUUUUUUUUUUUUUAAUACAUAUAUGCAUAUAUUACAUAAUAUUUCAGAGGAAAUAUAUAUAAUUCGAGAAUUUAUGUUUAUUAUUGAAUUGAAAAAUUACCGAAAGUAUUGAUACUCUUCUUUUUCCAUAAGAUAAUGAAAACAAUUUUUUUUAUCUUAAUACGAUUCACGAUUGUUCUUACCUAUAUGUUAAGAUAUAUCUCAUUGUAUUAUUAUUGCAUAAUAAAGAUUUAGAUUUAAGACUUGUAUUAAUAUAUAUAAAA